AUGGGCGUGGCUCUGGCAAGAUUAGUGCAGUGGACUGCUGCUGGAUAUGGAACCAGAGCCCUGGAAAUUACUCCUCUAAAUGAAGCGAUAUUGAAAGAAAUUAUUAUGUUUGCGGAGAGUUUUAUCUAUAAACAUCCCCAAGAGGCAAAAUAUGUUUUUGUAGAACCACUUGAAUGGAAGACAGAUUUGCACCCCUCAACAUUUGGAUCAGGUUAUGUUGUCAGUGCAACAACAGUCAAAUCAGAAGAAUCUGAUGAAAAUGGACAGCCUUUGCUAUUUCUUUCUGUACCGCAAAUUAAAGUUAAGUUUGGGCAGCUGUCAUGCUUGUUAUUGAUUGCUAAAGAUACAAAGCUGAAGGAAGCACAAGCAUGCAUUGAAGCUAACAGAAAUCCGGUAGCAAAAAUCCUGGGCUUAGAUUAUAAUACAAUGAAAGAAGACUCAUCUGUAUUAAAUAUUCUUGAUAAAUUAACCAAAGACAAUGAUACUGAAAGUGAGAUUAAGAUGAAGAUUGCCAUGCUACUUAAGCAACUGGAUGUACACCUCCUCAAUCAUUCUCUAAAACAUAUUUCAUUAGAAAUACCUUUAAAUCCAGCCGCAGUUAAGAACGAGAUAGAACUGCUCAAACAUUUCUCGGGAAAAGGAGAACAAACAAUCUUGGAAUCUAUCAAAUAUACCUCAGAUUAUGAAUAUUCAAAUGGAUGUCGAGCCCCACCUUGGAGGCAGAUUCUGGGGGAAAUUUGUUAUGUGCUGGUGAAACCACAUGAUGUUGAAACUUUGUGCAUUACUUGUAGUGAAGAAGGAGUGUUUUUAAAUGGUGGCAAAACAGAUGAUGAGGAAAUUAACUAUGAGAGAAAAGGAGUGAUUUAUAAAGACCUUGUCACAUGUUUAAAAGAAAAAUCAGCAAAAUUUUCAGAAAAUAUGUCUAAACAGCAAACUAGAUUUAAUGAAGAACUGCAAAAGGAAAAGGAUCAGCCUAAAGAGACACCUAAGAAGGAAGCAGCAAGCACCUUACGUAAAGCUAAUCCUGGCUCAGACAAGAGUAUGUUGGAGAAGAACCAAAUUAAUUUUGGGAAGAAUCACAUGAUCAAGAGAUUAAAGCCAAGUUUAAACUGGAAGACCACUAUUGGUUCCAAAGAAACCUCACUUCAUGAGGAAAAACAUGGCGGAAGACUUGAAAAGUCAGCACCAUCUGUUUCACCUGGAAAAGCACAAUUGGUUCGUAAGAGUGCUGACAAGGUUGAGGAAAUUGUUAGUGAGAGCUCCUCAGAGAGUGAAGAAGAUGAAGAACCACCUGAUCAUCGCCAGGAAGCAAAUGCAGAUUUGCCAUCGGAAUAUUGGCAGAUUCAGAAGCUGGUGAAAUAUUUGAAG
Messenger RNA from Myotis lucifugus (little brown bat), 1368 nucleotides. RefSeq names its product armadillo repeat-containing protein 4-like. The record is from RefSeq and is a predicted model, not a curated record. NCBI's taxonomy places the organism in Eukaryota, Metazoa, Chordata, Mammalia, Chiroptera, Vespertilionidae.